This is a messenger RNA of Saccoglossus kowalevskii, 395 nucleotides long. RefSeq names its product large ribosomal subunit protein eL22-like. Gene Ontology annotation, biological process: cytoplasmic translation. NCBI's taxonomy places the organism in Eukaryota, Metazoa, Hemichordata, Enteropneusta, Harrimaniidae. Gene Ontology annotation, molecular function: RNA binding; structural constituent of ribosome. The record is from RefSeq and is a predicted model, not a curated record. Gene Ontology annotation, cellular component: ribosome.
GCCGACUGGCAGCCAUCUUGAGCAGUUCUUGACGGAAAGAAUAAAGGUAGAUGGUAAAACUGGUAACCUUGGAAAUAAUGUCAGUAUUGAACGCAACAAGAGUAAACUUAUUGUUACUGCUGAUAUAGCAUUUUCUAAGAGAUAUUUGAAGUAUUUGACAAAGAAAUACCUGAAAAAGAACAAUCUGAGAGAUUGGUUACGAGUGGUUGCGUCCAACAAAGAUACAUAUGAGCUGCGCUACUUCCAGAUCAACCAGGAUGAGGAUGAAGAUGACGAAGAUGAAAGUUAAUCUCGGGCAUAUGUUUGCGAAAUUAUUUGUGCUGGUGAUUUUUACAUUGCUGGUCAAAACAAAUAAAUAAAUGAAUAAAGUGAAAUCUUCUGUUGUAUUUCACCUA